UGACAACCUCUCUCUUGCAGAUGGCGCGGGUGCAGCUUCUGCUCGCCGCCCUGCUGCUGGCGGGGGCAGGGACCAUGCCCUACCGGUGCGACGCCGCCGCCGUGACGCCGGCCGAGCAGAGCUCCGCAGAGGACCGCGUCGACGCCGAGGCCGACGCCGACCCCGGCACGGGCGGCAGCAGCUUCUUCGACACGUUCAUGGCCUUCCUGGGGAGCAGCGCGCUGCACAAGACACAGGCCGCCGACGACGGCCAGGGCGAGGACUCGGUCGUGGCGGCGGCCAGCGACACCCAGCAGCAGCAGGUGGAGCAGGGGCGCAGCCUGUACGGUGGCGGCCUCGUGGCCGGGGCGCCCCUCCAGGACGGCGGCCAGGCCGACCGGGUGAAGCGCACGGGGGCACUGCCAGUCUCCCUGCUCAGCGGCGUGGUCAAUCACAAGCUGGGCUACCUCAGCAGCAAGGGCUCGCACCACGUUCACUUCCACAACUACAACACCAAGUGUGACAAACCACACUUCAGCCUGUGGGAGUUCAAGAAGGCCAUCCUGCACAAGCUCCUCGAGGCCGCCAAGGCCGUCGGCGGAGGCGUUCUGGCGCUCAAGGGCAAGCUGCUGACCGCCAAGGGCCACCUGGUGGCCGCCAAGGGCCGCAAGCUGGCCACCAAGGGCGAGGAGCUCACCGAGUUCGGCAAGGGCGUGCUGGCCAAGGCGCUGGGCCACGGCGGCCACACGGAGGAGGUGCACCACUCCGCGCCGUCCGCGCCCUCGGGCCCCGCGGCGCCCGCGCACUACGCGGCGUACGGCGCGCCGCCCCUCGCGGCCGCGCACUUCCAGGGCUACAACUACCCCGCUCCCCAGUACCUGCCGGCGGCGGGCGGCGCGCCCAGCGGACACGGCUACAAUGCGGCAGUGUCGCUCCUCGACGAGUACAGCCGCGCGGGCUUCGGCCACGCCCCCGCGCACGCUCACGCCCCCGCCAACACGCACGCGCACGGCGCGCUGCACCGCACGGGCCAGGCCCCCACUGGGCCCUCGGCCACCGGCCCGGCAGGCACCCUCCCGGGUAACCUGCAGGCCGGGCUGCUGGUGCUGCAGCCCGCCCCGUCGGCGCCGCAGCGAUCGGGCAGCGUGGCGGCGGCCUCCAGUCCGCACUCGGCCACCGUUCCGGCCCCCGGGUCUGCCGCCCCCGGCACCCUGGCACUCUACGCGUCUCAGGACUCGUCAGCGCACGCAGCCUCUCCCUCGCAGCCGCUCGUCCUCGCCCCCGAGUACAUGGACGCCAUGUCCACUGCGGAGAUGUCCAACAAGGUGCGGAGGUACGCUUCGAGGAGAUCCAUCGACCUGGCGAUGGCGGCCGUGGUGCGAGGUCUCCAGGGCUCCGACUUGCUCCUGCACCCAGACAUCCUGCGCUCCGCGGCCACGCGUAUUGCCGGCAACCCGUAAUAGUGCCACGAGCCCUGUGCUUCCGACAGCAGAAUGAAAUGACUGUGAUCAUCAUAAUUUAAUGACCCUUCUUUUUUUAACGACCGUAGAUGGGGUAGACUUUUGUUCAUGACAAAACCAUGAACUGGUCAAGUACAGUUGAGUUUUAAAUUCUGAAUCCUAGUGGACAAUGGAACAAUGAUCGAUUUAAAACGCCUCAUGCGCUGGACAACUACUCGAGGCAUUAUGAAUAUUUACGUAGUAUACAAAGUUCAAUUUAGUUUUUAGAUGCUGCCAUUUUUAUUUAUUUCCCUGAGUGAAAGUGAAUUUGUACACAAAGAUUAGCUAUAGGUUUGCAAUUAAGAUGUAUGCUCUUAUUUUAUUUUUUAGAAUUAGGGUUUAAAAGUUAGGAUUAAUAAAGAGGGAUUGCCACCACAACAAAGUUAAAACCCCUGUAACACAGAUCAGUUUUUCUUUACUCACGGCUAAUAACUGUGAAAGUGUAAUAUAGAAGCAAACUCUGGUUGAAAAUUCCCCCUAGUCAUAGAAAUGACUUAGUAGCUGAAUAACUGUAGUUUGGUCCCAUUCUUCCAUUCCUUACAAGCUAAAUAUCAAUUUGUUUACUGCUAGUUUUGAAAGGUAAGUUAAGCAGAAUGAUUCUUUAUGUAAGAUAAUUUAAUUAAUAAUGCACAAAAAUAAUAACUUUUACAAACUUGUGAUAACUCAAGUGAACUGUACGACAAAAGUAGAGAACCAAAAUAGUCUAAAUUAUAAUGGAACUGUUUCAAAACUGCUGUUUAUUUUCAAAUAUAUGUCAACGAUGGAAUAAAUAAAGAAACUGCUCAAUUGUGUCA
This is a messenger RNA of Frankliniella occidentalis (western flower thrips), 2272 nucleotides long. RefSeq lists its product as uncharacterized. NCBI's taxonomy places the organism in Eukaryota, Metazoa, Arthropoda, Insecta, Thysanoptera, Thripidae. The record is from RefSeq and is a predicted model, not a curated record. The transcript has 6 exons. Bases 21 to 1439 code for a protein of 472 amino acids.